UGUGGUGGCAGCUGAGAGAAAGAAUUACUGUCUAGUCCACCUCCAUGACCAUGGUUUCAACCUCUAGGGCCUUCACGUUCAAAUGCUGUCCAUCUCUCGCAUUUUCCACCAAAAUCCACAUGGAAAACAAACCCAGAACCCUUCAAAACCCCUUCAUCGUCUCUGCUUCUCGCUCGCCUCCUCGGGAAGCUUCCCUAUCUGCCUCUGCUGAUGGGUCGAUUACGUUGCAGGAAUGGCAGGCUUGGGGAACCUCGUCUCCUCUACCUUCCGUGGUUUCAAGAAUCGUUGAGGAUUUGAAGGAUUUGGAGAGAGAUUCUAAUUCCCAGAUGAGCUUUGGUGGUAAUGGUGGCAAAUUACAGGGGGAAUUUAAAAUUCAAGAGGACAAAAAGCACCGUGCAAUGUACCAGGCUUUAGGUGAUUCUGAACAAAAGCUACAAUUUUUCUCAGCUCGACAAAUAGCGUGCCGCUUGCUUGGAAGUAGGGGUUACCUAUGUCAAAAGUGCUGGCUUCCUUUGGAAGAUUGCAUAUGCUUAAGAGUCAUACCGUCUAAACUUUGGCAUGGAAUGAGGUUCUGGUUGUAUAUGCAUCCAAAGGAUUUCUUACGACAGAACAACACAGGAAAAUUGUUGUGGCAAGUAUUUGGCAUUAAGGCUGCAAAUUUAUGUCUCUUUGGCAUUCCUGAGCAUGAGGAAAUCAUGUGGAAUGCAUUCAAGCUUGCAGGUAAGAGCAAGGUUUGGUGCCUUUAUCCAAACAAGAAUGCGGUUCCUAAAUCAGUUCAAGAUGCCUUUGGUCAAGGAUCUUCAAAAAAAUUGGAACAGACUGAAACUAUGACAAAUGACAGUGAGACUUUGAAUUUUGUUUUGAUUGAUGGGACAUGGAGCAAUUCUGCUGCGAUGUUCAGGCGGCUGAAGGAGCAAGCCAAGUCAGUUUGGGGUGAGGAAGACUUUUCAUGUAUAUCCCUGGCCACUGGUGCUUCUGCCAUGCAUAAACUUCGGGCAGGCCCCAGCCAUCAUGGGAUCGUACCUGUACAGCUGCAGCAGCUAUUGGCCUCCUAUCUGAGAUGCAUCUUCUUCCCAAGUUUAACUCCAACAGACUGGAUCAACAGGCUGAAGCAGUAGAAGACGCUGUAGUUGUGCUGUUAGAAGCUCUCACUACUCGACGACUUAGGAUGGGCAGAUCAAUUACCCGCAAAGUACGACAUGCAAUUGACAUCUGUUAAAGGGCUGCCAAUAAUAAGUUUUAGUGAUAAGCUUGGUAGCAUGAGGAAUAAUUUUCAAAAUGCCGAGGUAAUUUUCCAAUGCAACCCUGGAAAAACUUAUUUAGGAAAUGGUGAUCUGAGAUUUUCUCCCACCACUGUAUAUUGUUUGUCUCAACUGCUUCCUUCAUCUAUUUACUCUACAGGAGACUGGAUUGCAUGGAUAUAUAAGUCUUCAUUACGAUCUUAGUUAAUUGGCAUUAGAAUCAGUAUGGACCACAAGAUCCAUAUUGUAUUGUGAUUGACUUCUGCUCUUUGCCGCCAUUUUUCUUUACCUUAUUAUAUACUCUGGAUUGGUUUUUCAGGUAAUCCAAUCCACCUCCUUAAACAUUUCUACAAAUGCGAUUUUGUUUUAGGUUUACAUAAACUGUUUUGGUAUUGAUGGGAACAAAAACUGGCAUGUUGAGCAUCAAAAUUCUUGUACAAAUCAGUAAACAACUUAUCACUGACUCUGUGUUGGCUCCAAUUUUCACUGCUAAGGACCACAUUUUUCAUUACAGCAAUUUACUUGUAAUAUGUUUGUCGUUUUAUGCUAA
This is a messenger RNA of Ziziphus jujuba (common jujube), 1791 nucleotides long. RefSeq lists its product as uncharacterized. The transcript has 8 exons. The record is from RefSeq and is a predicted model, not a curated record. Bases 45 to 1118 code for a protein of 357 amino acids. NCBI's taxonomy places the organism in Eukaryota, Viridiplantae, Streptophyta, Magnoliopsida, Rosales, Rhamnaceae.